Molecule: messenger RNA, 1302 nt
Organism: Phyllostomus hastatus (greater spear-nosed bat)
Lineage: Eukaryota; Metazoa; Chordata; Mammalia; Chiroptera; Phyllostomidae
Gene: THUMPD1
Product: THUMP domain containing 1
Exons: 5
Coding region: 93-1172 (359 amino acids)
Biological process (GO): tRNA modification
Molecular function (GO): RNA binding
Source: RefSeq, a predicted model, not a curated record
AAUCCGGCAGACCUUCGCGCACCCCUUGACGUAACCAGCCCGCGCCAGCGGAGUAGGGGCGAAGCACGAUUUACCCACUGCUGCCACGCACCAUGGCGAGCCCAGUUCAGCAACAUCCCCAGUCUGGCGGCGGGAAGCGCAAGGUCAAGGCUCAGUACUUGCAGGCCAAGCGUGUUCGGCGCUGCAAUGGCGGCGGUGGGCCCCGGCAGUUGGAACCUGGGCUGAAGGGCAUUCUCAUCACCUGUAACAUGAAUGAACGCAAGUGCGUAGAGGAAGCCUAUAUCCUGCUCAACGAAUAUGGGGACGACUUAUAUGGCCCAGAGAAGUUUAUAGACAAGGAUCAGCAGCCUUCUGGAAGUGAAUGCAGAGAUGAUGAUUUGGAAGCUGCCGUGAAGAAAGAAGUUGGUGACAUUAAGGCAUCUACAGAGAUGAGGCUAAGAAGAUUCCAGUCAAUGGAGAGUGGAGCAAAUAAUGUAGUCUUCAUCAGGACACUUGGGAUAGAACCUGAGAAAUUGGUGCAUCAUAUUCUCCAGGAUAUGUACAAAACCAAGAAGAAGAAGACUCGGGCUAUUCUGCGAAUGUUACCGAUCUCAGGCACAUGCAAGGCUUUCUUAGAAGAUAUGAAAAAAUAUGCAGAAACUUUUUUGGAACCCUGGUUUAAAGCUCCGAAUAAAGGGACAUUUCAGAUUGUAUACAAAGCUCGAAAUAACAGUCAUGUGAAUAGAGAAGAAGUUAUCAAAGAAUUGGCAGGAAUAGUUGGAAGUCUCAAUUCAGAAAACAAAGUGGAUCUUACCAAUCCACAGUACACAGUGGUAGUAGAAAUCAUUAAAGCUGUCUGUUGUCUGAGUGUUGUGAAAGAUUACGUGUUGUUUAGAAAGUAUAAUCUCCAAGAGGUGGUGAAGAGUGCUAAGGACCCGCCACAACUUAACUCCAAGCAGACUGCACAAGCAGGAAAUGGAAAAGAAGCUAAAUUGGAAACUGGUGACAGAUCAAUUCAAAAUGACCCAGCAGAAGAAAAAAAUAACCAGAAGGUGGUACCAAAGAGUAGUGAGGAACUGGGGCAGACAAAACCAAUAUCUAAGGUAUCAAUGGCAAAUGAGGGAGGAGCUAAACCUGAACUUGCAAGUCAAGUCACAGAAGCAUCUGAGUCAAGUGAAAAUGACCUCUCAUAGGAAAAAAAAAUUGUUUGGUGUUGGAGCCACUUGUUCCUGAGAAUGAAGAAAGUAACAAGCCUCAAGCCAUUAAAACUCUCCUUGAAGAAGUGCAACACCAAAUUAAAUAGCAUUUCCUUUCUUUUCCUAA